CUCUCCACUCCUGAACGUGCUGCUUAUUGCACUGAGAGACAUGAAGCAAGAGGGCUGGCUUUCUACUCCAGGGCUGCUGGUCUGCCUGUGCCUUGGCACCCUGGGGCCCGCGCAGGGGGGGAAGGUCCUGGUCAUGCCUGUGGAUGGCAGCCACUGGCUCAGCAUGCAGAUCCUGGUCAGGGAGCUCUCUCUGCGUGGCCACGAGACGGUCGUCCUGGUCCCCGAGACCAGCGUGCUCAUCAAAGGCUCCGACUACUACCGGACGCAGACCUUCCGCGUGCCCUACACCCGGGCGGAGCUGGACGCCACCAUGAAUGCCCUGGCGCACAACGUGUUCCUGAAGACACCAACGGCGGCCGGCCUCCUGUCGAACGUGGAUCGGCUGAUCGACUUCACCAACCUGCAGAUAAAGGGCUGUGAGGGGCUGCUGUACGACGGGCAGCUCAUGCAGCAGCUGCGGGAUGAGGCCUUCGACCUCAUGCUGACCGACCCCUUCCUGCCCUGCGGCUCUAUCAUUGCUCACGUGCUGUCGCUGCCUGCGGUCUACUUCCUGCGGGGCAUCCCCUGCGGACUGGAGGAGAAGGCAUCCCAGUGCCCCUCGCCCCCAUCGUUCGUCCCGCGGUUCUUCACAGGCAACACUGAUCACAUGAACUUCCUCCAGCGGGUGAAAAAUGUCUUUAUGGCCAGUACGGAGGAGUUCCUGUGCAGGAAAAUCUUUGCCGGUUUUGAUGAGCUGACCAGCAGAUACCUGGAGCAGGAUAUGACGUACAAGGAGCUCAUUAGCCAUGGAGCUAUCUGGCUGCUGAGGUACGACUUCACCUUUGAGUACCCCAAACCCUUCAUGCCCAACAUGGUUCACAUUGGGGGCAUCAACUGUAUGGAAAAGAAACCCCUGCCAGCGGAGCUGGAGGAGUUUGUGGAAGAGUCUGAGCAUGGCUUUGUGGUGUUCACACUGGGCUCAAUGGUGUCGGAAAUGCCAAAAGAGAUGGCAACCCAGUUUUCAGAGGCCUUCAGACAGAUUCCUCAAAGGGUUGUGUGGAGGCACACUGGCCCUCUGCCCGAUAACCUUCCAGACAAUGUCAAGAUUUUGAAAUGGCUUCCUCAAAAUGACCUUUUGGGACAUCCCAAAGCCAAGGCCUUCAUCACGCAUGGGGGAACACACGGCAUCUACGAGGCCAUAUGCAAUGGAAUUCCUCUGGUGAUGUUGCCUUUGUUUGGAGACCAGAGCGACAACGUGAAUCGCAUGGUGUACCGCGGUGUGGGCGAGUCCCUGAAAAUAUUAGACGUUACCACAGCCAAACUACUGACAACGCUCAACAAAGUCAUCAAUGAUAAAAGUUACAAAGAGAAGAUGAUGAAGCUCUCAGCAGUGCAUAAGGAUCGCCCCAUCGAGCCCCUCGACCUGGCAGUCUUCUGGACAGAGUUUGUUAUGCGGCAUAAAGGGGCAGGCCACCUUAGGACAGCUGCCCAUGAGCUCAACUGGAUCCAGUAUCACUGCCUGGAUGUGAUUGGCCUGCUCCUCCUCAUAAUAGCGACUGUUGUCAUAGUGACAGUUAAAUGUUGCACAUUUUGUUUUCGGAAAUGCUGCGCAAGAAAGACUCUUAAGAAGAAGGAAGAGUGAGUGUACGCUACUGGAUAAACUGAAGACUGUGCUUUUUAAUGGCGUAAAGGUUUAUGCAAAUUGGGAAUAUAAUUGAUUUAUUUUUUGCAGGUGAUUUACUGUAUAGCCAUUCAUUGUUAUGUAAUUAUUAAUGAACUUACUUCUGAUACAUUGCCUGUGACAUGCCAUUAAUCCAGUACCAUCAAUGAUUUCAUUAUCAAUGAUAAUGAGUGAGUCAUUAAUUAGAAUUAUUUGAUCAAACUCUUAACAGUUUUUCUUUAGCACUGCUUUUGUGAAUCAAAUGAAUCAAAUCAAAAUGAAUCAAAUAUAUUCAAAUAUGUAUUCAAAAAAAUAUGAAUCAAAUAUUUUUUUUAAACAAGUCAGAUGGUACUGUUCUGAUAAUGUACAAAGUUGCACUGUGCCAGCCAUUGGGGACAGGGGUGGGGGGCCAUUUUGCUAAAUGACAAAAUUGUAUAUUUUUCAUUGUGAGUUUAAGGUGGCACAGUUGAAAAUGGAUUUGGUUUUCCUGGUUAUGUUACCUAUAUGUUUGGCAAAUGGUCCAAAUAAACAAGAUUUAACACAAAAUACCAUAUGUACCUAACCAAAAUAGCAUUGCUGUUGCAUAGUAACUGUGACAAAUACAUACCAUACAUUAUGAAAUAUAUCAAGGGCAUAAUUUACAGGGGGGGUAGGGAGAUUAUAAUAAUAUAAUAAUAUAAUAAUAUAGCAUGAUGAUGAGAAAGACUAUUUCAAAUAAUAAAGAUGGGGAUUUCAUGAUGUGAUUGGAAUGUACUGGGAAACCUAGGUUGUUGUCACAGAAGGUGUAGGUGCCAUGUAUUCCAUGACCACUCCCCAUUUUUGCCAUUUUCACAAAUUCUCUGUUUUUUCUGCUUUCUGUGAUUUUUAGUAGUUUUGGAUGGUAACUGUCAACCUUAACAUGCCUAUGCAUUAUAAAAAUAGCCUAUUGCCAACUGCUGGGAGAAACAAAGUGUCACAAUGUGUACAGUUUCUGCAAUGUACUGGGAUUAAGGUUCUCGUCCUUGACAGUUGUUGAUGCCUGGCACUCCUUCCCCUGUUAGAUAACGUCAGACACAACUGGUGCUCAUCAAAGACUCAGACUUCACAAUGUACAAUAUUUUGUACCAAAAACUUUAAAGAAAUAAAAGCAGACACACGGUAA
Molecule: messenger RNA, 2780 nt
Organism: Anguilla anguilla (European eel)
Lineage: Eukaryota; Metazoa; Chordata; Actinopteri; Anguilliformes; Anguillidae
Product: UDP-glucuronosyltransferase-like
Exons: 5
Coding region: 41-1621 (526 amino acids)
Molecular function (GO): UDP-glycosyltransferase activity
Source: RefSeq, a predicted model, not a curated record